Molecule: messenger RNA, 2514 nt
Organism: Sphaeramia orbicularis (orbiculate cardinalfish)
Lineage: Eukaryota; Metazoa; Chordata; Actinopteri; Kurtiformes; Apogonidae
Gene: hnrnpm
Product: heterogeneous nuclear ribonucleoprotein M
Exons: 16
Coding region: 166-2244 (692 amino acids)
Cellular component (GO): nucleus; cytoplasm; ribonucleoprotein complex
Molecular function (GO): mRNA binding
Source: RefSeq, a predicted model, not a curated record
GUCUUCCUCAGCAGGCGGAUUGGGUUGUUCGCCAUUUCGGUGAACUGCGAUUGUGUGCGUAACGACUACUUUUCCGCUUCGCUCGCUAUUUGGUUUUCCUGGCUUAAAUUUUGAUAUCAACAGAAACACUCUGUUUACUUAACAUUAACUUCAAGCUAAUUAAAAAUGUCCAACGAACAGACUGAAAACGCAACGGAAAAUGCUGUCCAGCUGCCGCCGCCGCAGGAAGUUAAUGGGAAAGCCAAGCAUGAACCUAAUUUAAGCAGGAAGGAAAGGCCCCAGAAGAGAGGUGGAGGCGGCCGCUUCGAACCCUAUGGGAAUGUGAACAAAAGAUACCGUGUAUUUGUCAGCAACAUCCCAUACGAUGUGAAAUGGCAAGCUCUCAAAGAUUUAAUGAAAGAAAAAGUGGGUGAGGUAACAUACGUGGAACACUUAAUGGACGCAGAAGGCAAAUCAAGGGGUUGUGCUGUUGUUGAGUUUAGGACUGAAGAGCUAAUGAAGAAAGCAGUGGAGAAGGUCAACAAGCACAGCCUGAAUGGACGGCCACUAAAAGUGAAAGAGGAUCCUGAUGGUGUUAUUGCUCAGAGGGAAAUCAACAAGGCACAAGGAGGUGGAGGCCCCCCAGCAGGGCACGGAGGAAUGGGGGGUAUGGGUAGAAUGGAUCGUAUGAACAUGGAUCGUAUGAACAUGGAUCGUAUGAACAUGGAUCGAAUGGGACCUGGACCAAAUGGCCCCAUGGUUAACAUCCCUCCCAGCCUAAUGAACAACCCCAACAUCCCCAAUGAGAUAAUUCAUGGCCUGCAGGCUGGCAGGAUCGGCAGUACUGUUUUUGUGGCUAAUCUCGACUACAAAGUGGGCUGGAAGAAGCUGAAAGAGGUGUUUUCCAUGGCAGGCAUGGUAGUGAGGACUGACAUUCUGGAAGACAAAGAUGGGAAGAGCAGAGGGAUGGGCACAGUAACAUUUGAUAUGCCCAUUGAGGCCGUCCAAGCUGUCUCUAUGUUCAAUGGGCAGCUGUUGUUCAACAGGGUCAUGCAUGUCAAACUGGAUGAGAAAUCUCUCCCUAAAGACAUGGGACCCCCUGAUAGAGCUGCUGCUCUUCCUCGUGGCCUGAGUGGUGUUGGUUUGGGCCUUGGGCCUGGUGGCCAGCCCAUUGAUGCUGCACAGCUUAACAGAGGGGGUGGUGGUGGUGGAGGAGGAGGAAUGGGCAACAUGGGCCCUGGAGGAAUGGAUGGAAUGGGCUUCGGCAACAUGGGAGGUCGCAUGGGAGGAGGAAUGGACAACUUUGGCGGGAUGAACAACAUGGAUCGCUUUGGUUCCUCAGGGAUGGGCAGAAUGAACGAGAUGGACCGUGGGAUUGGUGGUGCUUUUGACAGGGAGUUUGGUCGAAAUGAAAUGGGCAUGUCUCGCAAUAAUUUUGGAGACUCCUUUGACAGAGGAAUGGGAAAUUCCAUGGGAAUGGAUCGCAUGAACUCCGGAAUGGACCGCCUGGGAUCCAGCAUGGAUCGCAUGGGUGGCAUGGAUCGUAUGGGUAUGGACAGGAUGGAUCGUGUGUCUGACCUGGACAGACUGGGUUCUGGGUUUGACCGGAUGGGCUCGGGGAUGGACCGGCUGGGGCCCAGCAUGGACAGGCUAGGACCCAGCCUGGAUCGUAUGGGCUCCAGCAUGGACCGCCUUGGCCCAGCGGGUUUUGACCGUUUAGGCCCAUCUGGAUUGGAUCGCAUGGGCUCUGGCCUGGACUUUGGUUCUCCAAUGGGCAUGGAUCGCAUGGGCAACACCAGUCUUGACAGAAUGGGUAGCAGCUUUGACCGCAUGGGAUCUACUGGAGGCCUUGACCGGUUCUCCUCUGGUGGCAUCGACCGAAUGAGCUCUGGUAUGGAUCGUAUGGGAUCUGGAGGUGUUGGAGGUCAGUUUGAUCGUUCUACUGAUAUGGAUCGUGGAUUUGGUGGUAACUCCUUUGGAGGAGCCGGAGCUGGAGGGCCUGGAGCUGGGGGCAAUGCCAGGAAAGGAUGCCAGAUCUUUGUCAGAAAUCUGCCCUUUGAUUUCACAUGGAAGAUGCUGAAGGAUACCUUCAAUACAUGUGGUGUUGUCCAGUAUGCUGACAUAAAGAUGGAGAAUGGCAAGUCAAAGGGCUGUGGGGUGGUUCGCUUCGACAACCCUGACACUGCUGAACGUGCCUGCCGGACCAUGAAUGGGUACCGGCUAAAUGGAAGGGAGAUCGAUGUUAGAAUUGACAGAAAUGCAUAAGUUAUUUGUCUGUCUACCACCUGACUUUGUCCUUGUUGAAGCGCUCUGUAUCAUCUGAAUUGCCCUCUAACAUAGUCAGGUUCAUUUAGUUGGCUUAGAUCUUUAAAACAAUGAACAUGUUAUUUUAGUUAGAAAUUGGUAUAAGUGUUUUAGUUGAAUUUUACUUUUGUAGAGACCAAAUUUUAAACUUUAUUUUCUGUCAUGCUUCACCUUUCAUUGCCUUUGUUCUACAAGGUGUUUUGAUAAAUAAAUAUCAGUAUUUGAAAUCGC